Molecule: messenger RNA, 895 nt
Organism: Eptesicus fuscus (big brown bat)
Lineage: Eukaryota; Metazoa; Chordata; Mammalia; Chiroptera; Vespertilionidae
Product: cathepsin G-like
Exons: 6
Coding region: 140-895 (251 amino acids)
Biological process (GO): proteolysis
Cellular component (GO): cytoplasm; intracellular membrane-bounded organelle
Molecular function (GO): serine-type endopeptidase activity
Source: RefSeq, a predicted model, not a curated record
AUGAAACCUAUUAUACCAACAGAAAAAUUGGAAUGGGAACCCUCAAGUCCCCACCCUACCCUUCCUUCCUCUCUUGGGGAUUAAAAGCCUGGCAGGAGGAAGCACCAGCAGCAACUGACUGGUCAGCCUUCCUGGGAAGAUGCAGCAACUCCUGCUCCUGGUGGCCUUUCUCCUACCCGCAGGGGCUGGGGCAGGGGAGAUCAUCGGAGGCCAAGAGGCCCGGCCCCAUUCCCGCCCCUACAUGGCAUUCCUCGUGAUACAAUCUCCAGGGAGAGUGAGCACUUGUGGGGGGUUCCUGGUGCGAGAAGACUUUGUGAUGACAGCAGCUCACUGCUGGGGAAGAACUAUAAAUGUCAUCCUGGGGGCCCACAACAUCAGGAGACAGGAAAGGACCCAACAGCGCUUGUCUGUGCUCAGAGCCAUCCGCCACCCUGGAUAUAGUGAGCAGAGACUCCUGAAUGACAUCAUGUUACUGCAGCUGGGAAAGAGAGCCAGACGGAAUCGAUUUGUGAGGCCAGUGGCUCUGCCUCAGUCCCAGAUCAGACUGAGUCCUGGGUCCUUGUGCACUGUGGCUGGCUGGGGCCUGGUCAGCCAGCACAGGAGAACAGACACACUUCGGGAUGUGCAGCUGAGAGUGCAGAGGGAUCAGGAAUGCAGCCGUCGCUUUGAGCCCUUCAACGGCCAAACACAAAUUUGUGUAGGCAACCGGAGGGAAAGGAAGUCUGCCUUCCAGGGGGACUCCGGAGGCCCGAUGGUGUGCAACAAUGUGGCCCAGGGCAUUGUCUCCUAUGGAAGUAAUAAUGGGACUCCUCCAGGAGUCUUCACCAGGAUUUCCAGCUUCCUGUCCUGGAUAAAUAGAACAAUGAGACACUUCAAACUGCAGAGGCCAGACUGA